UUCUACUGCCCUGCAGCAGACCACGGCUCUCCCAGAGGUGACACUUCCACCACCAAACCUGACUCAAGCCACAGUCCCAACUGUGGACCUGGGAAUUAGCAUAUCUCAGCAGUCAAGGCCAUCUGAGAUGGUUCAUUUUCCUUUGACUCCAUUUUCAGAACCCAAAAGUCCCCCUGUUAUAAAACGUAUACCAGGAAAGAAGCAACCAAUACAGAAUGCCACCACAACCAUCAACGUAUGUAAGCUCUGUACCUGCAAGGAUGAGACGCUGUCGUGUGUUGGUCUGAGCGCAAAGCAGAAGCUCCACAGAGUGCCUGAGCCAGGGCCCAACUCCUAUAAUGGCACCUUCACCAUCUUAAAUUUCCAAGGAAACUAUAUUUCUUACAUUGAUGAAAAUAUAUGGAAGGCAUACCGUUGGGCUGAGAAACUAAUUCUUAGUGAAAAUUCUUUGACUGAAUUACACAAGGACUCAUUUGAAGGCUUGCUAUCCCUCCAAUAUUUAGAUUUAUCCUGCAAUAAAAUACAGUCUAUUGAAAGACGUUCAUUUGAACCACUUCCUUUUUUGCAGUUUAUAAAUCUUGGUUGCAAUUUACUCACAGAACUGAGCUUUGGAACAUUUCAGGCCUGGCAUGGAAUGCAGUUUUUACACAAGUUAAUUCUCAAUCGUAAUCCUUUGACAGCAGUGGAAGAUUCAUAUCUUUUUAAAUUGCCAGCAUUAAAAUAUUUAGACAUGGGAACAACACAAGUGUCACUUACAACAAUUGAAAGCAUUCUCAUGAUGACCCUUGAAUUGGAAAAACUGAUCUUACCUAUCCGUAUGGCCUGCUGCCUCUGCCAAUUUAAAGAUACUAUUGAGGUUGUCUGCAAGACAGUCAAACUGCAUUGUGACAGUGAUUGCCUGACAAACGUCACAUUUUGUGAUGAAAGUACAUCUAUAGGGAAUGCAGAAGGAUCGUUCAUGAAGGUGUUGCAAGCCCGGAAGAAGAACACCAGCACGGAACUGACUAUUGAAUCCGAGAAGGCGUCCUCAGACCUAAGUGCUGUCAGUCUGUCAGCCUUCAUGAAUGAGCAGCUGGACUUUAAUGACGAAAGCGAUUUUGAAAGUCAGCUUAACCAGCAGCUACGAUCUCUCAUCCCCAACAACGAUGUGAGAAAGCUCAUUGCUCACGUCAUCAGGACUUUGAAAAUGGACUGCUCUGAGACCCACGUGCAGCUGGCCUGCGCCAAACUCAUCUCCAGAACAGGCCUCUUGAUGAAGCUUCUCAGCGAGCAGCAAGAAAUAAAGGUGUCCAAGGCAGAAUGGGAUACAGACCAGUGGAAAACUGAGAACUACAUCAAUGAGAGCACAGAAACCCAGAGUGAACAGAAAGAACAGGAGUCCAGUGAGCUCACAAAAGAAGUCCCAGGUUACGGCUAUAACAACAAACUCAUCUUGGCAAUAUCUGUGACUGUAGUAGUGAUGUUUUUGAUUAUAAUGUUCUGUCUCAUUGAGAUUUAUUCUCAUAGAACAGCAUCAGAGGAAGAAGGAAGCAGAAGGGGCUUUUUCGGAUUUCUGCUGCGUAAGAGGAGCUCAGGGACAAGUGAGAGUCAGGAGGGCUUUUUCUGGAGGCGGCGGCCACUUUGGCUUCGGGACAUGUACAGGCCUCUCAAUGCCACACGCAAGAAAAACAUGGCGCAGAAGCUGCAUGACAAGGAAUCUUCGGAAGAGGAUGAGAUUUUCAAUAAGGAUGCGGGGGGGACCACUGAAGCACCGACAGAGGAGCCUCCGGCUACAGAUUCGGCUGCUGAAGAGCCAGAGGGUGAGGAGAGUGAGGCAGCCGCUGACACCGCCACAGAGUGAGCCCCGUCCUGCCACAGGCC
Molecule: messenger RNA, 1860 nt
Organism: Dama dama (fallow deer)
Lineage: Eukaryota; Metazoa; Chordata; Mammalia; Artiodactyla; Cervidae
Product: leucine-rich repeat-containing protein 37A2-like
Exons: 15
Coding region: 128-1840 (570 amino acids)
Molecular function (GO): protein binding
Source: RefSeq, a predicted model, not a curated record